Molecule: messenger RNA, 2494 nt
Organism: Saccostrea cuccullata (small rock oyster)
Lineage: Eukaryota; Metazoa; Mollusca; Bivalvia; Ostreida; Ostreidae
Exons: 3
Coding region: 125-1942 (605 amino acids)
Source: RefSeq, a predicted model, not a curated record
AUUUACAGUGUGUGCUUACUUGAUAAAUAACCUCAAAUUUAAAAGAUCUGCUUUUGGUUUGUUAAGACAAAGACAAGGAACCUUAUCUUAAGAUAUAGAUCAUUCUAAGGCAAGAUCUACCAACAUGUUCAAAUUUUCGGAGGCAAUUGUAUUGGCAUUUCUAAUUCAGAUUUCAUCGUCGCAAAAUUCAACGUUAGACAUCCCUCCUACUCCAACAGACCCUCCGAGCUACGACUCUAAGAGCGAGCCUCGUGCCCUUUACUCUCUUCCUCCUACAGGAUCUUCUUCAUUCGAUUCCCUUCCACCAACAGAAGCUCCUCAGUUCGAUUCUCUACCGCCAAUGGGUCGUCCCCAACUUGAUCCUCUACCGCCUACUGAACCUCUUUCAUUCGACUCUUUACCACCCAGGGAACCUCCCCAAUUUGAUCGUCUACCACCAACGGAACCACCUCAGUUCGUCAACAUACCAACCAGGGAACCUCCCCAACUUGAUCGACUAUCACCGAUAGAACCACCACAAUUCGACUCAAUACCCACAAUAGAUCGUCCUCAGUUCGACUCUUUACCAUCCGGGGGACCCCCUCAAUUAGACCGUAUACCACAAACGGAACCCCCGACUUUCGAUUCUCUAGCACCCACAGAUCCCAGUCAAUUCGAAUCUCUACCAUCUUCAGGACUUCCUCCCUUCGACUCUCCACUUCCGACAAGACCUCGUAUCCUAAACUCCCCUUUACCAUCGGUGGUUCCUACAUCUGCCGAUUCCGCCCCUCCUGUCGUUCCUUCUUCCUUAGACAAUUAUGGCGGGAAUGUUUCCAAUUACAGUAUCGAGUACACCAAAAACCUGAAGGACAUAAUGCAGAGGUUUAAAAUCUCAGUGGCGGAGUUUGAAUCGAUGUUUUAUGCUUUCAUAAAUGGCGGGAAUCCAAAAAUUACAAAGAUUGUGUAUAACCCUGAUACCGGCAAAAACGAGACCGUGACAAUUGAUUUCAAGCGCAUUGCUGGAGGUGAAGGUUUUCCAUCUGAAGCCCGACAAAGGCCUAUAUCGUCUGCUCGAUCUGAUGCCCCACGAAAUGCUGAUGUUUUGAAUUCUGGCCCUGUUGGUUUGAACACAACGCAACCCAAACAAAAAAUACCUAUCCCAGUGUUUCCACCAAUGUCUGAAUUUUUCAAGAAUCCAACACCAGUGGUAGUGAACGGUAUAUUACCUGAAUCAAUAGAUCUUGAUCUUGCUGCGUUCAGAGAACACGAAGCAAAACUUAUUGACGACGUGAAACUUCUGAUGCGUCGCCGAGAGGCAUUAGAUGAAUUUUUUUCUAGAGGAAAUCUAACUGAUGAGAAUUACCGAAUUUUGUUGGAAAACACAGAUAUACAAAUACGUGAUAAUUACGGAGUUUUAAAGCAGAUUCAGGACGCCAUCCGCAAGUAUCUGGGUAUUGGAACCCCACGAGCUUUUAGUCAACAGCUGCCAAUGGUGACACCGGAGGCUUCGCCAAUACCAGAUUUUAUGGGUUCGGGUUCAAUCGGAGGCCAAUUGCUGACCCCAGAUGAAAAGCUGACAUUUAUUCAGUCAGAAAUUGAUAGGUUGCAACAAGCAAGUGCUGGACUUUUGGAGAGACUUCAAAGUCUACAGAUGCCAAAUAUUGACUCUGUUGCUACAGCGGAUAUUAAUGAAAUGCCACCUAAACUAAAUGUACGUGGUACAAGCAAUGAUGCUAUGAACUUUAUGAAUUCCUUGGAUGGAACGAUCCUAUCCCAAUCAACCGCAGGCUCCAUUUCUGAUUUAGAUUACAACGACGGUGACAUACAUGUAUCUAAGCCUGCUGUUCAACCCGUUGGUUCUCUAGAGGGUGACAGUACUGUACCUAUAGGACCGGCAGUUCCUAUUAGCGGGUUCUCUUCUGAAGCUUCUGGUCUUCUGCUGCCAAGGGAUGAAACUAUGUAACUUCAAAGUCGACAAGUUCGACUCUUUAGGCAAAGGCCAUUGGUCAUGGGCAUGACAAGUAGACAUUUCCUUAAAAAUAGCCAACCUGUGCGGUUAAUACAUGUAUAAUACAUGUAUAAUACAUGCAAUGUUGUGUUAAUCUAUGAUUGUCUUUUUAUCAGCAGGAUAUACGGUAUUCAAUUAAUGUCUUCCAUAGAAUGUUCUCAUAAACAUGCUGACAAAGGUUUGUGUACAAGAAAGUUAGAACAGAAACAAAUUUUACGUGUAUGAGAUAAAAUUAGAAGUAUUUGUUUAACAUAAUCAUUGUUUUUUUUCUUCUAAUAAUCACAUUAUAAAGAAUUGUGAGUAAAAGCACCACAUCUUUAACUGUUCAGCAUUAUCAUUUAAAGCAAGUGUCUCAACGAAAGGGCAAUUUCUUCCAUGGGUAAGGGAUUAAAAUUGGGAUAAGGCUGAAGAAUCGAGAAAUAAAUAAAGUAAGAGUGGGAGGGAUUUAUGAUAUAUGAUGUGUAUAUAGCAUAAUUAAUGAUUUCUUUAUUAAAGGAUACAACUUCA